GGUAAGGAAGAAAGUUAAAGCUAGGUUAGCGCGGGGAACACCGUUCUUCCAGCCGUAUCGCCAUCUCCAGCGCUCAAAUCAACAGCCGUGUCUUCCUCACGAUGGGGAACGCUGCAACAGCCAAGAAAGGCAACGAGCUGGAGAGCGUGAAAGAGUUUCUAUGCAUGGCCAAAGAAGAUUUUCUAAGAAAAUGGGAAUGUCCGCCACAGUCUACAACUGGCCUAGAUGACUUUGACAGACUGAAAACGCUGGGCACUGGCUCCUUUGGCAGAGUUAUGCUAGUAAAACUCAAAGGAUCAGAGCAGUUUUACGCCAUGAAAAUCCUGGACAAGCAGAAGGUGGUGAAACUCAAACAAGUCGAACACACACUCAACGAGAAGAGAAUAUUGCAAGCCGUCUCUUUUCCCUUUCUUGUGAGACUGGAGUUUGCUUUCAAGGACAACUCCAACUUGUAUAUGGUGAUGGAAUAUGUACCAGGAGGAGAGAUGUUCUCACAUCUUCGAAGAAUUGGCAGGUUCAGUGAACCACACGCACGAUUUUAUGCAGCGCAAAUAGUCCUGACCUUCGAGUACCUCCACUCAUUAGACCUCAUCUACAGAGAUCUGAAGCCAGAGAAUCUACUGAUUGACCAGCAUGGCUACAUCCAGGUAACAGACUUCGGCUUUGCCAAAAGAGUGAAGGGCAGAACUUGGACAUUGUGCGGUACCCCUGAGUACCUGGCACCGGAGAUCAUCCUUAGCAAGGGCUACAACAAAGCUGUGGACUGGUGGGCGCUUGGGGUACUAAUUUAUGAAAUGGCAGCUGGCUACCCCCCAUUUUUCGCUGAUCAGCCCAUCCAGAUCUACGAGAAAAUUGUGUCUGGAAAGGUACGGUUCCCAUCCCAUUUCAGCUCAGAUCUGAAAGAUCUGCUGAGGAAUUUGCUGCAGGUAGACCUUACCAAGCGUUACGGAAACCUGAAAAAUGGAGUGAACGACAUAAAAAACCACAAGUGGUUUGCCACAACAGAUUGGAUCGCCAUCUACGAGAGAAAGGUGGAGGCUCCUUUCAUACCAAAGUGCAGAGGCCCCGGAGACACAAGCAACUUCGACGACUACGAGGAAGAGGACUUCCGCCUAUCUCUGACGGAAAAAUGUGCGAAAGAGUUUGCAGAGUUUUAGUGUGUGAGAACAUGGGUACAUCAGGGCUAAUAUGUAGAUUAACAACACAAGGAAAAAAGGGGGAUCUUUGCACUCUAAAGACAUGGGGGUGGAGCCACGACCACAACAUCAUUUGAAAAAUUCUUGAGUAGUUCCUUCAUUCCACAUGGCAAACAGGAGGUCACCGUGAUCCUCGUGCCCAGCAGGCACUAAAGCGUUAUACACUGGCACAGUAAAGCAGACACAUCACUUUUUCAUUUGGACCCCUCCUUCCCAGCCCAGCCCUGCCCUGCCCUGCCCUGCCCUGCCCUGCCCCGCCUCUACACCACCCACCCCUCGCCCGGGUUAAUCAGCUUGGAAGCAGUCUUUGUUGUGUUGGAUGUUGUGUUCCCAAAAAAUGGUGGUAUUAAAGAGAGUAAAAUCUGGGAGAGAGGAGUAAAAAAAGACUUUAAAUAAAAAUGCAGAAUAUGAGACAUAGGCCAACUUAACAUCGCUAUGUGUCAAGACAGUGUAACUUAUAAGCCUAAUGUUCCUGGCAGUACCACACUGGUUUGUGUGACUUGAAAGAAAGGUGUUGCCUCCAGUUCUUGACAAUUUUGUCUGUUACGCAUCAGUUCUUUUCUUUUUUUCUUUUUCUUUUUAAAAAAAAAAAUAUUUUUUAAGUACUAUUGAGAGGAAAAAACUCAUACCUCAGAUUAGACCACUGAUGAUUUUUUGGCCAGCCUUCAGUAGUAUUUUUUUUCUGUGCAUAUCUAUGUGUUCAAUGUAGUAUGUUUUUAAUACGAAAGCAAAAGACCACGAGUGUUUAAAGCAUGACCAAAAGGAGAGCAAAGUGGAUGGCAGAAGAGGAGUGCCUUAGAGCUUCCUCUGUAUUUGCCUUAGCAACUCAGUACCACCAAACCCAGAGAGCGUUCAUCCUCCAGCCUCCUGUCACUAACAAUCUCAGCUUGUUAAUCGCAGUGAAAGGCUAGCUACAAUGGGGAGAUAAGAAAAGGCAACAUUUCAACCCGAAAUGUACCCCCGGCAGUUCAAGCAGCCAAAUUCUAUUUAAAGCACAAUGGUGUUUGGCGGCAGCAGUGACCUAAUAAAAAUUCAGGUGUAUGAAUUUUGUGGAUUUGGCCCCAGUAUGUGGACAUGCAUUGUUACAUUUAACUAUUUAGUGUUUCAUUUAAAUACUGCAAAAACUAACCUUGUUGAAAGGGGGGGAAUGUCCACCUGUGGGAAUAGCUUUUAGAAAACCCUAUGUCACUUACCGUAAUUCACACUCUCCAAACAUUUUUUUUUCAAGCCUUCAUACAACACUGAGGUGUAACAUGUUUGGAGAGAAGCAAUUGGCCCAUGGUGCCAGAUCUAAGGAUUGCUUACUACAGGCCUGAUUAUGUCUUUCCUUUUCAUUUCAAGCUGUUGGAUUCAUGCCGUUUUGCAAAGUUUGCAAUGACAGAAGUUGUAAAACUGCCAAAAAUUCCAAACUUUCCCCAUUCUUGCAAUUGACCCAUCUUGUUUUAAAUUUUUAUGACCGAAUGUAGAGUUGCAGCUCAUAGGUAUGCAUAUUGUUUUUAACUGCUUUAUUUUCAAGGUACAUUCACAGAUUCAAACCCACACACUUAUGAGAAGGAAGUGACGUAGAUGAAAAACAAGCUGAGGUUUGUUAACCUCUGCUCCUUUCUAUCACAUAUAAUCCAGUUAUUGUUCAGCUCAUAAUACAAUGCAUAUAUGCAUUGUUUCUUAUAUAUGUUUUUAUUUAUACACAUUAGAGAGAUGCUAAUACAUUUUAUUUUUAAAAUUGCAUAGUUCUUGCUUUACUUUGGAUUUUUUUUUUUUUAUUAUUGUUGCUGUGAGACCGGACAGAUUUUGCUUUGCAUUUCUUUUCUUUUUUUGUUUGUUUUGUUUUGUUUGUUUUUUAAAAUGUGUGUUUAUGUCCAUCACAAAAUAUACUAGUGUUCUUACUGCGAAGGACUUAUCAGUCUACAUUGAGGCCACUGGACAAUUUGAAUGAAAAGUCCCCUGUAACUUUUCACUGAAGAUGACAAUUACUUUUUUGCUUGUUUUGAAGGUUUUCUCACGUUCAUUACACAACUGUUGUGUCAUUAGGCCAAUAUUGGGGCAUUUUUCGUCCACCAUUGUUAAAAUGAUAUGUCAAAUUCUUUUCUGUAGCAGAUUUUACGUAAGUACAUAUUAUAUAUAUAAAUAUAUAAAUAUACAUAUAUAGUCACCUUAAUAAACAAAUGAACCUUUGUAUUAAAAUGUCACAAUUUUUAUAUUUAAUUUUGACUUGAAGAGGAUAUGAUGUGUGCUAGCUGUAUGCAAUACAGACCUACAGUUACUGCUGUUGUUUGAGAUUUUAAUAAAUGCUGAAGAUCACA
Engraulis encrasicolus (European anchovy) is the source of this 3499-nucleotide messenger RNA. It is a transcript of the gene prkacbb, whose product is annotated as protein kinase, cAMP-dependent, catalytic, beta b. Gene Ontology annotation, molecular function: protein serine/threonine kinase activity; ATP binding. Lineage: Eukaryota; Metazoa; Chordata; Actinopteri; Clupeiformes; Engraulidae. Gene Ontology annotation, biological process: protein phosphorylation. The transcript has 10 exons. Gene Ontology annotation, cellular component: nucleus. The record is from RefSeq and is a predicted model, not a curated record. Bases 102 to 1157 code for a protein of 351 amino acids.